Molecule: messenger RNA, 2234 nt
Organism: Eupeodes corollae
Lineage: Eukaryota; Metazoa; Arthropoda; Insecta; Diptera; Syrphidae
Product: nose resistant to fluoxetine protein 6-like
Exons: 10
Coding region: 69-2162 (697 amino acids)
Molecular function (GO): acyltransferase activity, transferring groups other than amino-acyl groups
Source: RefSeq, a predicted model, not a curated record
UCGGUUUUAUGGCUUAGUGCUGAUUAACAUAUGAGAACUAAGAAGUUCUUUUCGAAUUAAACAAAAAAAUGGAAUUUUCUAUAAUUUUAUUUAUAACAUUUUUAAUAAGUGGAAGUUAUUCAUAUUCGGUUCUGGAUAAUGUUACUGUGUCUAGUGAUAUUUUAAAUGAAUUGUUUUAUCAAGAAAUUGAAAAUAAUCUUGAUUUACUGAGAAUUUCUUCUGCUCGUGAUGAUACUACUAAUUCGUAUGACUCGGAAAAAUGUAUUCACAGUUUAAGUGAGAUAAAACGACAAUUUCCAAGUACCAAAGUUUUACCAUUUAUCGAUUCUUGGGGCAAACUUCCUUCUGGCAUUUUACAUGGAAAUUUAUAUACUGUUGGAAAUUUUGAUCAAUGUGUACAAACAUCGGUGACUUUAACAGAAUCAUCCGGUCUUGUCGAGGGCCAAUAUUGCUUCUUGAGAGUUCCUCUUAAAAAUCAAAAACCUCAAAAUGAUGAGAUGCCAAUAUUUUUGGACGCACCAAUUCUAGAGGGUCGAGCUAGUUUGUCAAGUGCAAAAAUCAAUAUUGGAAUAUGUAUUCCGAAUAGUUGUAGCCCUGAAGUGGUUACUCCGAUUUUCGAAACAGCGGUUCGCAAGGCCUUCAAUGGAGCUUUGUCUGGAGUUUCUGUUCUCAAAUGUACAAAUGGCAAAAUACCACCAUUGAAAACAAUUAACAUUGUGGGAAUUGUUAUAUUUUCAAUAUUCGGUCUUUUGAUGAUCCUGAGUUCACUCUACGAGUUCUUCAUGAAAUAUUUUAAAAGAGAGCCAGUACCUGUGUUGUUGGCAUUUUCAGUACUUACCAAUGGAAGGAAAAUGUUCGCAAUUAACACUAAGAGGUCUCCAAAUACUAUCGACUGUCUCACAGGAAUACGUGUAUUUUCAAUGGUUUGGGUUGUUUACUGUCACACCUAUUUGAUAAGUCGUGCUAUUCCAGAAAUCAAUGGGCUCGACAAAUCUGAAUGGUUCAGAUCUUUAAUAUCGAUGCCCGUAGUAAACGGAACCGUUUCGGUAGACUCGUUCUUCUUCAUCAGUGGACUUUUGGUAGCGUGGAUCGGAUUUCGGGAAUUAGACAAAACAAAUGGAAAAUUAAAUAUCAUCAUGAUGUACGUUCAUCGUUAUAUUCGUCUCACGCCAGUUGUUGCUUCUGGACUUUUAUUUAUAUUUAGUUUAAAUGAAAUUAUCGGUACUGGACCAUUUAGACAAAGUACAAUUAAUUCGGAGAAAUGUAAAGGUGAUUGGUGGGGUAUUUUGUUGUAUAUGCAAAAUUAUUUCUUCAAAUCAAAGUGCUAUGGACGAACAUGGUAUUUAGCUAUUGAUUUCCAACUUUACAUCCUUUCGCCGCUGAUUUUGAUUCCAAUGUGGAAAUGGGGAAAGAAAUUCGCUCCCGUAUUGGUUGCUUUGGCACUCAUGUCAAUUGGGUGUGUUAUGACUGUCUACAUCACUUCAGGUUUCACUGAUCUUAGAGGUUUCUCAAACACAGAUGAAUGGAGUAAGACCUACACCCCAAUGCAUACGCGAUGCUCUCCUUGGUUGGUCGGUUUCGGUUUGGGAUACUAUAUGCACAUUAAUCGUAAUAGAACUUUCCGAAUUUCAAAGCUCGUUCAAAUGCUUGGAUGGAUUGCUUGUUUUGGAAUUUUCUUGGCAGUAUUAUUUGGGCCGUAUGACACAAUCAGACACCAUGCUGGCCAAGGAACAGUUUUCGAAACAGCAAUGUAUGAGGCAUGGAAACGUGUCUCAUGGUCAAUUGCUCUAGCUUGGUUGACAUUUGCUUGUCACUUUGGCUUCGGUGGCAUAAUUGAUUCGAUUCUGUCACAUCCAUUUUGGCAGCCAUUAGGACGUCUUACAUAUUCCCUGUACCUCUAUCAUAUGUUUGUUUUUCGAAUUAACUUUGGAACGAUGCGGACUUCAAUGUUUUUCUCAACUUAUAAUGAGUUUCUCUACUUUUGGAGUGGAUUGGGAGUAUCACUUAUGGUUGCCAUUGUGAUUUCACUUGCAUUUGAAUCUCCGGUUUUGGUUCUGGAGAAGUUUAUAUUUGGCAAUGGGAACUCCAAAAAGAAGCAACAACACAUUGAACCCACAACUUCACCAAAAGUUAUUGUAGAAAUACCGACAAAGGAUCAAUAGGCUUUUUAUAUAGAUUUUAAUUAAGCAACAAAAUUGUACCUUAUAGUUUAAUUAAUAAAAGAAAUGUUUUGU